Rhizopus microsporus ATCC 52813 is the source of this 1388-nucleotide messenger RNA. Its product is annotated as FAD/NAD(P)-binding domain-containing protein. The record is from RefSeq and is a predicted model, not a curated record. The transcript is spliced from 3 exons. The coding region runs from base 192 to 1358 and encodes 388 amino acids. Gene Ontology annotation, molecular function: electron-transferring-flavoprotein dehydrogenase activity; flavin adenine dinucleotide binding. Gene Ontology annotation, cellular component: cytoplasm. NCBI's taxonomy places the organism in Eukaryota, Fungi, Mucoromycota, Mucoromycetes, Mucorales, Rhizopodaceae.
UGCAUUUUUGAGUGUACCAAGUGUUUGCCUUGAUUUAACCUAGAUCAAAGCUCAAUCUGAUCCAGCCAAUCAUAUUCACAGGCAAAACUAUCCGAGUCAUCCUAUUUGUACCUUCCUAAUAUGUCAAUGUUCAUAAUCAUUGAUAUCUGCGCAAAGAUCAAAUUCAUACUUUUUCUCUAUUCUUCAUAAUCAUGUCUCAAAUCAAAAACAUUGUCAUCAUCGGUGGCGGUUUCGCUGGUGUUCGCGUAGCUCGAGGUCUCGAAAAAGAACUGGCUGAUGCCAGGGAUAACCAAUACCGGAUUAUUUUAAUCGAAAAGAAAACCCAUUUUUAUCACAGCAUUGGUGGACUUCGUGCAGCUGUUAUUGACUGGAGCGACCGUGUGAUGAUCCCAUAUACAAAUCUAUUUAAAGACAACAAGCAUCGUAUCAUUCAUGCCAACGCUGCAAAACUUGAAAGAGACCAUGUCAUCCUUGACCGUGAAGUGGACACAUUUGGUUCGUCCGUACCCUUUGACUACUUGGUGAUUGCUACAGGAACAGCUUAUCAUGCUCCUGCCAAAUCAUACACAGAUGACAUGGAAGGAACUCGAGACGGCCUCGCUCAAUUCCGUCAGCAAGUGAAAUCAGCCAAGUCUAUACUGAUUGCCGGUGGUGGCCCAGUUGGUAUUGAGUUUGCAGGAGAGGUGCGUGAUGUGUAUAAGGAUAAGAAGAUUAUCCUGUUACAUCCUCAAGACAGAUUGCUGAGUGGAUCAACACCCAAUCUGAAGCUGUCUCAAAAGGCACACGAUCUUUUACUCAAAAAUAACGUCCAAGUUGUCUUGAAUGAUCGCAUCAUCACCGAAAGCAACAACACGGUCUAUAAGCCCAAGAAUGGUGUGGUCGAGACAAAACUGGGUCAAAAAUUCACGGGUAUCGACAUGGUCUUUUUGGCUUUUGGUAAUCGACCCAACACAUACUGGCUGAAAAGCUCGGAUCUUGGAGCAAGCAUCGUGUCCGAUACGGGUUAUGUCAAGGUCAAACCUACAUAUCAGGUAGAUCAUCCUGAUCUGAAGCAUGUAUUUGUUCUGGGAGAUGCUGCUGACUUUGAUGAAAGUAAGCAUGCCUAUCGUACCAAGAAUCAGUCUGUUGCAGUUAUCAAGAAUAUUGUUCAGAUGGCCAUCCAUAACGCCUCUCCCAAGGUGGAACACAAAAAGGACUUUGAUGCCAUGUUUGUCACGUUUGGUAAGAAGCAAGGCGUUGGUUCAUUACCUUUCUUUGGAGGAUGGGUCGUUGGAAGCUUUGUAGUUGGACUGCUCAAGGGUGGUAGUCUCUUUAUCGAAAAAAGUUGGGAAUCUUUGAACCUUGUGCCUCCCAAUUGAGAAAUGAGGGAAAAAAAAAAAAAAGAAAAA